Molecule: messenger RNA, 708 nt
Organism: Eremothecium gossypii ATCC 10895
Lineage: Eukaryota; Fungi; Ascomycota; Saccharomycetes; Saccharomycetales; Saccharomycetaceae
Gene: CIA2
Product: iron-sulfur cluster assembly protein CIA2
Exons: 1
Coding region: 1-708 (235 amino acids)
Biological process (GO): iron-sulfur cluster assembly
Source: RefSeq, marked provisional
AUGUCCUCUGUAUUAUAUACCCACCCGCCACGUCCAGAGAAGAUACCAGCAAGUGCUACCUCCCAGAAGAUGAGCGAAUUCAUUAAUGAGGAUCCCAAAAUCCUAGACGAAGCACAGCUGCCGCAGCGCGCCGAGGACGCGCAGGACUGGAGCGGUUUGGCGCUGAGUAAGCCAGCACAGGAGCGCCAAAAACAACUGCUACAGCUUACCGUGCGCGAUACACAGCUCGUGAGGGACGUGGCGCUCCUGGACACGCUGCUGACACAGGCGGCGCCGCCGCUGUCGUACAGCUCCGACUCAGACUCCGAUGAGGCGGACCCGGUCGACCCGCAGGAAAUCUACGACCUGAUCGCACACAUCAGCGACCCGGAGCAUCCGCUGACGCUCGGGCAGCUGGCCGUGGUCAACCUGCCGGACAUCGAGGUGCGCGACUCCGGCGACCCGCACGAGAUCGCAGAGGUGGUUGUGCGGAUCACGCCGACAAUCACGCAUUGCUCGCUGGCCACGCUGAUUGGGCUGGGGAUACGCGUGCGUCUGGAGCGCAGUCUGACACCGCGCUUCCGCAUAACCGUGCUGCUGAAGAAAGGCUCGCACCAGAGCGAGAACCAGGUCAACAAGCAGCUGAACGACAAGGAGCGCGUAGCCGCCGCAUGCGAGAACGAGCAGCUCGUGGAGGUCGUCUCCAAAAUGCUCAGCACCUGCAAGUGA